This is a messenger RNA of Somion occarium, 1945 nucleotides long. NCBI's taxonomy places the organism in Eukaryota, Fungi, Basidiomycota, Agaricomycetes, Polyporales, Cerrenaceae. The record is from the annotation of a GenBank genome assembly.
GCGGAAGCAGAUCGUGUGGUGUGAAUCGGUCGUCGUUGUGGGCCACAGCGAGCUCACGCUGUUCGUCGUCGUCGGACGCAACGAGCAGUCGCAGACAGUUAUAAUAGUCCCGGAUCCAGUUCUAUCUGUCAAUCUGUGGAUCAUCCCGUCAGUAUCAGACCCUGCGUCCCAUUAGCUCCCUAUAUCCCCGUCGUCCCUCUUUUCUUCCGACCACCAUCUUCCUAGUCCUCCAUGGCCGACCAAGAGCUCCAGCUACCGCCUUCGCUUGACCUACCACCGCACCUUUCCGCCCACAAAUAUUUCUUUGUGUGCACCUUGACGGUUGCCGCUUGGGAUACACUCGUUCUCUCACCAAGAGCCUGGCGGCUUCUCAGGACGAAGGAAUGGCCCAUUUUGAAGAUCGCCUUUCAUUUCCUGCGUGUCUUCAUGCCGGUCGUGUUUACGGUCGCUGGUGUCGCAUUCUUCGACACUAAGUGGACUCACGAAACUUGCCAGAGUUUCUUCUUGUUUGAACCGAUAUGCACCGCGAUCAUCCUCGCCAUCUGCUCGAUGGUCCAUGUCAUCCGUAUUCACGCCAUCUACGACAAGAGCCGGACUAUUCUCGUAGGCAUGGGUAGUUUGCUUGCCAUUCAAGUCGUCGUCACCGCUGUCUGCUGUGGCUUCUACCGCAAUACACCACUGGAAGAAGGCCAGGGUUGUAUCGCGAGCCCCAAGCACAACUGGGUUGGUAUCUAUUGGCUUAUUCCCACUAUACUCUACACGGCGUCCUUCAUUCUCGCCCUCAAUCGCUCCAUCAAGUCACUCCAAGUGAAGCCUAUCACCAAAUGGAAGCUGAUGCUCCGUGAUGGUCUUAACUUGUAUGGCGCCAUUUGGAUUGUCAACAUGGUCAACAUGUUGUUCUGGUUCAUCAUCACCCCCACGGGACCAGAGGACCCUGUCAAGACCAUCGUCACGAGCAUGACUGCUGUCCUCACUACUUCUAUGACCCUCCGUGUCAUCCUCUCCGUCCGCGGAACCCUCGUUCAUGGUGGUUCAUUCGCUGUCACCUCUUCCUCUCAUGGCUCUCGCUCCGGCGGGACCACUCAUGUCAUCUCCGCCAACCGUCGCGAACCCACGAACCCAGUGAUUUCCCUCAACCAACAAACACCCGCCACAUACGCUGUUCCUCUCGGUGCAACAAAGGAACGAGAUCAGUGGGUUGGUGCAGAGUAUGACGGCAAGAGCAGCGUUGGUGAUAACAAGGAGGGCGUAUACCCAAUUGACCCAAUUGCUGAGCCCACCGACCCCGCUAACCUCGGUGUUAAGAUCACUGUCAACACUGAGACAGAUUACGACGGUUAUGGCACGAAGUAAAGGGUCGAGAUUGUCUUCUCUUGUUUUUCAAAACCCAACCUGUGACUACGACUAGACGACAGGUGAUGCGCGUGGACAGUAUGCCUCUUCCCUCCUACUUGUUGGCUUUUUUGGUGAUUCACAGUGACAUCCACUCGCGAUACUUACUUGCACUUGUACUCAGCGUCAUCGGCUCCUUUGACUUCCAUGAACCCCCCUCUUUGCGACGUUAUUUAUGAGAUUGCUUUGAUUUUUCCGCUUUCUGUGAUGCUGCAUCUUUCUGCAAACUUCGCAUUCUUGGAUUCCCUGUAACCUAUAUACAUGGUGUUGUAGUAUGUGCGUAAAUCUUAUACUGUAUCUGCGGGACUGAUGUAUCAGGGCCCUCGAGCCUGAGUACAGUGAAGCCAGAUGGCGUAUAGUGUAUAUGGCUCAAUUGACCUGGUUCAGGACUUUUGGCAUCUCGGAGUGUCAGCGUGUAUUUCAACUACGUGUUACUACACUACACAACUCACUUCGAUUCUACAUAGGCUUUAUGUUAUCCACCCAAACCCAAUUGAUCCUGUUGCGAAGGGAUCCCUCUUCUUCAACAAUUUGGCAACCACCGUCGUUUCAC